AUGGCUGCCGACUCACAAAAGCAACCAGUCCAGCCUCGCGAUGCACGUAUUGUAUCUCUUAUCCUUCAGUCAUUAGGCGUCGAGGAUUACGAUCCCAAAGUGGUCCAUCAAUUGCUUGAAUUUGCACACAGGUACACAUCCGACGUAUUUCAGGACUCGCUCAUCUAUGCAGAACAUGCUGGCAAAUCAGACCUAGACUUGGAUGAUAUUCAGCUGGCUAUACAGGGACGCGUCAAUCACUCAUUUACUACACCACCACCGAAAGAGUUUUUACUGGAAUUGGCACAAGAAAAGAACAAGCAGCCAUUGCCAUUGAUUCCAGAGAAAUACGGCAUUCGAUUACCAGUAGAUAAGCAUUGUCUGACAGGCAUUAAUUUCUCGAUUGUACCUGAUGCACCACCACCACCAAGACCCACAUUGGACAAAUCCAGCUCAAUGCUGGUCGAUACACAGGAAACGCCCUUAGAUUUCGAACCUUCACCAUCAUCGGCAUCACAGCCAACAGCAACAGCGACAUCAACUGAGCCAGUGAAGCGUGGAAGAGAUGCUAUGGAGGACGAUGAUUAUGAUUUCUGA
Mucor velutinosus is the source of this 576-nucleotide messenger RNA. RefSeq names its product protein phosphatase 2A structural subunit. The transcript is spliced from 4 exons. The coding region runs from base 1 to 576 and encodes 191 amino acids. Gene Ontology annotation, cellular component: transcription factor TFIID complex; SAGA complex. The record is from RefSeq and is a predicted model, not a curated record. Gene Ontology annotation, molecular function: RNA polymerase II general transcription initiation factor activity; transcription coactivator activity; protein heterodimerization activity. Lineage: Eukaryota; Fungi; Mucoromycota; Mucoromycetes; Mucorales; Mucoraceae. Gene Ontology annotation, biological process: DNA-templated transcription initiation; RNA polymerase II preinitiation complex assembly.